GUUUCUGUGAGGGUAAAACUAACUCUCCCUUUCACUUCCCAUUACCAUCCCUCAGCACAAAUUUUCUCAUUUCUCUUUAUAGGAAUGGCUCCACUGCACUUUAGUUCCACAGAUCAUGGCAUGGAAAACAGUUAUGUUGAAGCUGAAGCACAAGAAGAAGAAGCGAAUUCUCCCUCUUCUUCCUCUUCAAAAUCUUUCUUUUCAAAAACGGUCUUCCUUCCCAUCAGUCCAUCUUGCUCUCUCUCAACCCACCAUUUGUUUCCCUUUAUGGGCACCUCAGAGACAAAUGAAGUGCUUGAAGAAAAUCUCAGCAGAGCAGAUGCAGAAGAGGAGAACAUAAAUGAAAGCUUAGGGCAGUCCAAUCUCUGCGCAAGAGGCCACUGGAGACCAGAAGAAGACUCCAAGCUCAAAGCCCUGGUUUCAAUCUAUGGCCCUCAGAACUGGAAUCUCAUAGCAGAAAAACUAAACGGCAGAUCAGGUAAGAGCUGUAGAUUGAGAUGGUUCAACCAACUAGAUCCAACGAUAAAUAGAAGUGCUUUCACUGAAGUAGAGGAGGAGAAGCUCAUGGCUGCUCAUAGACUCUAUGGCAACAAAUGGGCUAUGAUUGCAAGGCUAUUUCCUGGUAGAACUGAUAAUGCUGUGAAGAACCACUGGCAUGUUAUCAUGGCAAGGAAGUACAGAGAGCAGUCCAACGCUUAUAGGAGGAGGAAGCUAAGCCAAGCCAUGGAUAGAAGACUCGAAGAAAUUACUCCUAAUCAUCCCUUCUUCUCUUCUUCCAUUGUUGAUUACAGCUCUUCUUCUUUUCAUCUCUUUCCAAAUGGUGAAAAUAACAGUCUUUUAAGCCACUUUGGAAGCUAUACAGAAGAAAAGCCCUUCGAUUUCUAUUCUGGCCAAAACAUCAGCCAAGAAGACAAGACAAAAAACAUCAUUCCGAGGACUUCUGAAGCGCAAGGAGAUCGUAAUGAAGCCUUGCACAGCUUUUACUGUCAUCAAGUUUCUAACUUGAUCGAGAUGACAGCUUUAUCAUCAUCAGGAGAGGGAGGAGCAAGUACUGACCUGGUUGAUCGGGUUAAUAGAGAAGGAGGAGGCAGCGGUCUUAUGGCGGCUUCUGUAGCUUCUUCUUCACCAACUUUUAUUGAUUUUCUCGGAGUUGGAGCAACUACAUGAUCCUGGAAUGCUUGGGAGAGCAGCAUGAGAGAGGAAUAGAGGGAUUGCUGGUUUGUUUUAGAUACGAU
Phalaenopsis equestris is the source of this 1235-nucleotide messenger RNA. Its product is annotated as transcription factor MYB52-like. NCBI's taxonomy places the organism in Eukaryota, Viridiplantae, Streptophyta, Magnoliopsida, Asparagales, Orchidaceae. Gene Ontology annotation, biological process: regulation of DNA-templated transcription. Bases 85 to 1167 code for a protein of 360 amino acids. The transcript has 3 exons. Gene Ontology annotation, molecular function: RNA polymerase II cis-regulatory region sequence-specific DNA binding; DNA-binding transcription factor activity, RNA polymerase II-specific. The record is from RefSeq and is a predicted model, not a curated record. Gene Ontology annotation, cellular component: nucleus.